GGCAUGCAAUUUGCCUUAAAUUAAAUGUGAAAUACGGUGGGCACACCAAAAAAUCUGACGUGUACGUGCAAUCCUGGACUUAAACACGUGGUAAAAUUGCUAAAUCUGAACCGUCAAUCUUAUUGCGAAAUCUGGACCGUCAAUUUUAUAGCAAAAUCCGCUUGCUUUUUAAAUUCCUGUAAUUCUCUCUCUCGCAUCAAAACCCCGGGUUUCAGUCCACUGUAAUUCCACCGCUACAAUCACCAUCGGUAUGAACGAUUAACCUUUCUUCCCCAGUAAUCGGCGAUUUAGGGUUUCUGUAUAUCGUCGGAAAUAAUUUGCUUAUGGGAAAAGAAAACGGUAAAAAAGUCAAAACAAAACGCAGAACGACCGGUCCGCCAAAUGCUGCAAUAAAAAAGAUGAAGGGUCCCGCAUUCAGUACAGCACCAACAAAUCCUGUUCCUCCCGCUCCUUCUACUGAGGCAGAUGAAACAAAAAUCGACAGAGGUGCGGCACAGGAUAAAGAGAAGGAAAUGGAAAAAACGAAGCGCCUUGCCGGUUUUAUAUUCAUGUGUAAUCCAAAUACAAAGUUGGAAUGUUAUCGAUACCGUGUUUUUGGGCUUCCUUCCGGAAAGAAGGAAGUGGUGGAGGAGAUAAAGCCUGGCACUAAGCUGUUCUUGUUUGAUUUCGAGUUAAAGCUUCUAUAUGGCAUAUAUGAGGCAACAUCUACUGGAAAGCUGAACUUGGAACCGACGGCUUUUAGAGGGAAAUUUCCUGCUCAGGUAAAAUUUAAAAUCUUCAAGGAAUGCCUUCCCCUACCCGAGAGUUCUCUCAGGCACGUUAUACAAGAGAAUUAUGCAGGCUCGAAAUUCAAGCAAGAACUCACUGGAAAGCAGGUGAGAAAAUUAAUAUCAUCAUUUCGUCCGCUUACUGGAUCAUCAUCAUCAUCGUUUUCUCAACCUACACCCCAAGCUCAUGUAUCAGUAUCAAGGGCAAUGCCUCAUUCAGCAAUGGUGCAUCAGUUUAAGCAUACAGUACCGCCGCCUGCAAUGGAGGUUCCAUAUAUAUAUGGGAGGCAAUAUAGCAGCGUUCCGACAUUAGUACAACCUCAACCUGUUGUUCCAAAAGCAAACUAUUUGCAGCAUCGGUAUCAUAAUAGAACAGCAGCAGCUUACAUGGAACCUCAGCAACACAUGAAUCCAAAUUUAGGUCAUCAAAGUUUACCCGGAACAAGUAGUUACUAUGUUGCCGAUCCUCAAAGAUCGUCCUUCACUGCCUACGGGGUCGAGGAGCCACCCUAUUCAAGGUACAGGGUUACAGACGAGAGGCCGCCUCGUGAACAAGUCCCCGUUUCGGAAAGGCAAUACAAUCAUCACUAUCAAUUGCCUCCACAGAGAGAAUCACUGUAUCAAGAUAAUAACAUAGCUGCUGCAUACAACAAGCCCCUGUAUACUUCAUCGGUUUCACAGCCAAACGUAAACUCUCCUUAUUACCAGCUGCCUUUACAGACAAGCUCGCAGUAUCAAGGCAGUGCUGCAGCUGCUUACAGUUCCAAUUUGUCGGCAGCUGCGUACAGUUCCAAUUUGUCGGCAGCUGCAGCCCAGUACAGUGCACCAGCUUCGGCCCAAUAUGCUUCGGCGCCUGCUUAUUACCAAUUGCCAUCACAGGGAGAAAAUGUGGGCCCGUAUAGUAGUAGCUCCUACGUGGCGGCGGGGUCGGCACAGUAUGCUUCAUCAGCAGCUGCAAUGCUGCCACAGGUGGUGGCGGCAGCGGCGGCGGCUCCUCCUGUAUAUUCAUCCUCUCAGGCGAGUGCUCCCAUAUCUGCUUACUAUUCGUAUAAUGCCCCGAAUUGGCCAACCCGUUGAUCGGGUACCGCUCUGCCGGAGAGUUUGAUAGAAAAGAAGUUUGGUCUUUGUUGAUCUGUGUUCUGUAGUUUUUCCGAGUGUUGAGUAUCACAACUCUGUUGCCUCCUACUGAAAAUACCAAAUUACCCUUAGGCCGUGCUUUAUUAUUAUUUAUCAGAAAAUGGAAAAUAGUUUGUAUGUUUUAAAGAGAGAUGUUAAUUGUUUACUCAAUGCACAUUUAUAGUUGUUGAU
Messenger RNA from Erythranthe guttata (spotted monkey flower), 2075 nucleotides. RefSeq lists its product as uncharacterized. Lineage: Eukaryota; Viridiplantae; Streptophyta; Magnoliopsida; Lamiales; Phrymaceae. The record is from RefSeq and is a predicted model, not a curated record.